This is a messenger RNA of Hevea brasiliensis (rubber tree), 987 nucleotides long. Its product is annotated as glyoxylase I 4. The coding region runs from base 116 to 676 and encodes 186 amino acids. The record is from RefSeq and is a predicted model, not a curated record. The transcript is spliced from 3 exons. NCBI's taxonomy places the organism in Eukaryota, Viridiplantae, Streptophyta, Magnoliopsida, Malpighiales, Euphorbiaceae.
AUAAAGCAAGUAAACCUUGAGUGAGCAAGUAAACCUUGAGUGAGCAAGUAAUCAGAUUAAGAGCAGAAGAAAGUCUGUAGUUGCUAGUUUUAGAGAGAAGAAGAAGGAAAAAAAAAUGGAGAUUGAGGAAGUGAGCAACUAUGAGGCGCUGCCCCUUCUAACCUUGAAUCAUGUUUCUUUGUUGUGUAGAUCACUGUGGGCUUCUAGGAGGUUCUAUCAGGAUGUUUUGGGCUUUGUUCUCAUCAAACGACCGUCUUCUUUCAAUUUCAAUGGAGCUUGGUUGUACAAUUAUGGCAUUGGGAUACACUUGAUUGAGAACCCAGCCAUCGCCAUUGUUGAACCUCGUCCAAUUAAUCCCAAGGACAAUCACAUCUCCUUCCAGUGUACUGAUGUUGGACUUGUUAAGAUGAGGCUGCAAGAAAAGGGAAUGAGGUAUGUGACAGCAGUGGUGGAAGAUGAUGGGAACAGGGUGGAUCAGGUUUUCUUUCAUGACCCAGAUGGAUACAUGAUCGAAAUCUGCAACUGUGAGAACAUUCCAAUUAUUCCACUCUCCUCCUGCUCAUUCAAACCUAGAAAUAUGGGAAGCUUCAGGACAGCUACACCCAACAAAUGUGGGUUUAUGGAGAAUGUGAUGAUGGAGAGCUUGAGCAUGGACAUGAUGAACAUUUCUUUUUGAUCAGCUCCAAGAUUUGGGAGGGAAAAAAAAGCUUUCCAAUUUCUUUUGUUGCUUUAACAAAAAUUAAAUUCCAUUUACAGGGUCUUUUUAUAUAUUUAUAUAUGACAAUGGGGUAAUCAAUAUAUAGUUGUAUUUUUGAUCAUGUAGGUGUUUAAUAAUAAGAUUGUAGGAAAGAAUUAGAUACAUGAGUUGGGUUUUGGCUCUGUUAAAAUACCACAUGUGGCAUUUCGAUUUCUGUCAAAGUGAAAGCAUGUUUGUAUCUUUUUACUGUUUAUUCAAUAGAAUAGAAUUCCUGCAAUUUGUUUUGUGUU